GCUUGGCGUGCUGCACUCCAUGGGGUCACAAAGAGUCAGACACGACUCAGCAGCUGCACAACAACAGCAACAACAAUGCAUCGAUUCUGGGUCUUUAAUUUUAACAAAUGUACCAUACUAGUGUGAGAGAUGUUACAGAAAUGAAUAACAGAAACCUCAAAGAAAACAGUCAACAAGUCAAAGGAGGAGCUCUCACAACUUAGGACAGUAGCAGCCCGGAACCGGAAGAAGAAAGAAAAACUUCCUUUUUUCACCUGGCAAGAGUUUAGCCAAUGAGCGAUUGCCACAACUCAGCCAAUGAAAAGCCACUAUACUUGGAACUCUCAAUUCAUCCAAUGAUCUGUCUUCUUAUUAGACUUCGCCACUUCCUUUCCGUAACAGUCUUUUUCGCCUGAGGCAGAGGGCUUUGUUGGUGGCAACCAUAGUUGGAGACCCUAGGGUAUAAUUGUUUGCUGAUUCUGAGUAAAUCGGUUUUUACUGGAGAAGUAACUGGCAAACUGUUUAAGGUGAACAUUUUGGUGUCCAACGCAAGGAUACAGAGAAGACCCCACAACGACUCUGAGGCUAGUAAGCAGAUAGAACUAAGCUGAAUCAUGUUCCGGCUUCUGACCUCCUGCUGGUGUCAUCUAAAGACAACUGAAGAGACCCAAAGACAUGUAGCCAUCAUCAUCCUUGGACUGCACAACUCAGGGAAAACUGUUCUUGUGGAGGCGUUCCAGAGACAACUCCCUAGUAGGAGUAGGAUGGACAGUUGUUCAAACUCUGAACUAACCAGACUCCUGGUGGAUAUUUAUGAAGUUUCCAUCGAUGAUCUAAAAGGAGACAUGCAGGGCUGCGAAAUCUGGCCAAACUACUAUGCUCAGGCACAUGGGCUGGUUUUUAUUCUGGAUUCCAGUGACUUGGAGCGCAUGCAGGAAGUGAAGGUCAUCUUACCCAACAUGCUGUCUGAUGAAAGAGUGGCUGGGAAACCCAUCCUACUCCUGGCCAACAAGCAGGAUAAGAUGGAUGCCCUGACGCCUGGUGAGAUCAUUGAAUAUCUGCUGCUGGAGAGACGAAUGAAUGAGAACAAGUCUCCGUGCCGAGUGGAACUUUGUUCAGUUGUCAAACAACUCCAAAGGCGCCGUCAGCCUAUAAUUGAUGGCCUGUACUGGCUGUUAUCUGCCAUUGGGGAGAAAUAUGAAGAGCUGUGUACUCGCCAACAGCCACUGCCACCAACCAUUGCAGCCUCCAGUAGCACUAGAGGAUUUGAGGAAAGAUCCCCAGCAGACAGCUUUGCUACCCAGAUGGGAAUGUCCAAAGAAAACAGACAGCAUGUAGGACAACACUCAGUGGAACCUAAGCCUCUGAAGUCAAUCCUGCUAAAAGAAGGUGUAAGAAUAAGACCCAAGAAGAACGUAUCAGUAACCUUUGACUUAGAUGAACCCAUGGAGGAAGGUGAAUAUUCUGGGGGAAAUGGAUCUCAUAAUACUGCUGGACUGCAUAACACCAGUGGAGCUCAUAACACAGCUGGAGCUGGUAACACUGCUGGAGCUGGUAACAUCGCUGGGGCUUGUAUCACCGCUGGGGCUCGUAUCAUCGCUGGGGCUCGUAUCAUCGCUAGAGCUUGUAACACACCCGAGCUUCGCUAUGGUCCAAGUGAUGACUUUCAGCCCCCAGCCCCAUAUACUGAGGACAAUCUUUUUGAAGAGCCAACGGCAAAAAGGAAAAUGGGCACCUGGGACCCAGAGGACAUGUUACUGGACAAUCUCUGAUGAAGCCUUUGAAGCCUUUGAU
Messenger RNA from Bubalus bubalis (water buffalo), 1773 nucleotides. Its product is annotated as ADP-ribosylation factor-like protein 13A. Gene Ontology annotation, biological process: receptor localization to non-motile cilium; non-motile cilium assembly. The record is from RefSeq and is a predicted model, not a curated record. The transcript has 9 exons. Gene Ontology annotation, molecular function: GTP binding; GTPase activity. The coding region runs from base 594 to 1751 and encodes 385 amino acids. Gene Ontology annotation, cellular component: ciliary membrane; non-motile cilium. Lineage: Eukaryota; Metazoa; Chordata; Mammalia; Artiodactyla; Bovidae.